Molecule: messenger RNA, 729 nt
Organism: Paramecium pentaurelia
Lineage: Eukaryota; Ciliophora; Oligohymenophorea; Peniculida; Parameciidae
Source: the annotation of a GenBank genome assembly
AUGAAUAAAUACUAAUUAUUGAAAAAUCAUAUCUAAUAAUUGAUACAAAAACCUCAAACAACAAAUAUUUUGUUUGUGAGACAUGGAUAAACCAAUUAGAAUUUAAGUAAUACAAUAUGUGGAUGGACAGAUAGUAGAAUGACAAUUAGAGGUAUAAUCAAAUUUUAAAUAAUAUUGAGGAAGAGAACAGGCUAAUCAAUUAUUAUAAGCAUUAUUACCAUUUCGUGAUCAAUUUAAAGGAGUAUAUACAUCAGAUUUGAGAAGAGCAAAAGAGACAGCUUAAAUAAGUUUAGGAUUUCCUCAUGAUAGUUUAAUAAUUGAAGAUUCACGUUUAAGGUUUAUAUAUAAUAUUACACAAGAGAACUCAAUUUUGGAAAACAUGAAAAUAUUGCAUAUUCAAUGUUAGAUUAAGAAACAAAAGAUAUUAUAUUCACAUUUUAAUACCAAGCUCCAGGGGGAGAAACUUGGUAACAAGCUUAAGAAAGGGCAAUGAAAUUAAUAAGAGAGAAAUGCAAUUAGAAUGGAACAUAUUUGAUGUUUUCACAUGGAGUAAAUUAUUAUAUAAAUUAAAAGGGAUUAAUUUGUAGUAUUACAUAUGAUUUGGGGUUACAGAACUCAAUAAGUAAUUGUGGUUGUGUAGGUUUAGAAUAUGAUUAAUAGAAAAAAGAAAUGAAAUAAAUAUUAUUCAAAUGGGAUUUACCAGAGGAAGAAAAUGAAUAAGAAAUAUGA